GAGGAAACAGUUGCAUCCUGGCAGAUGAGAUGGGUCUGGGCAAAACCAUCCAGACUAUCAGCUUCCUCAAUUACUUGUUCCAUGAGCACCAGCUUUACGGGCCGUUCCUUCUGGUGGUGCCUCUGUCUACCCUCACAUCCUGGCAGAGGGAGAUCCAGCUCUGGGCUCCUCAGAUAAAUGUUGUGGUGUACCUGGGAGACAUCAGCAGCAGAAACGUGAUCCGGACACAUGAAUGGAUGCAUCCGCAGACCAAGCGACUGAAGUUCAAUGUUCUGCUUACUACAUAUGAAAUUCUGCUGAAGGAUAAG
This is a messenger RNA of Sinocyclocheilus rhinocerous, 308 nucleotides long. RefSeq names its product chromodomain-helicase-DNA-binding protein 1-like. The transcript is spliced from 2 exons. Gene Ontology annotation, molecular function: ATP hydrolysis activity; ATP-dependent chromatin remodeler activity; ATP binding. Gene Ontology annotation, cellular component: nucleus; chromatin. Gene Ontology annotation, biological process: nucleosome organization. Lineage: Eukaryota; Metazoa; Chordata; Actinopteri; Cypriniformes; Cyprinidae. The annotation marks the transcript as partial. The record is from RefSeq and is a predicted model, not a curated record.